Ananas comosus (pineapple) is the source of this 729-nucleotide messenger RNA. Its product is annotated as receptor-like protein kinase HSL1. The transcript has a single exon. NCBI's taxonomy places the organism in Eukaryota, Viridiplantae, Streptophyta, Magnoliopsida, Poales, Bromeliaceae. The record is from RefSeq and is a predicted model, not a curated record. The annotation marks the transcript as partial. Gene Ontology annotation, molecular function: protein binding.
UAACAACCACCUCCCUCAGUUCCCCACCACCACUCUCCCCAUUUCCUCUUCACGCUCUCCAUGGCUCCUCUCCACCUCCUCCUCCUCUUCUUCUUCUUCUUCUUCCACCUCCGCCUUCCCUCCUCUCUCUCCCUCACCGAAGACGGCCUCCGCCUGCUGGAGGCGAAGCGCCUUCUGUCCGACCCAAGCGGCGCCCUCUCCGACUGGCAGUCUUCCGACCCCUCCCCCUGCAACUGGACCGGCGUCUCCUGCUCGCCCCCAAGUGCUACUACUGCUGCCUCGACCGCACGGUCUGUCACCUCGCUCGACCUCUCCAACCUCAACCUCUCCGGCCCCUUCCCGCCUCCCUUGUGCCAGCUCCCGAACCUCGCCUCCCUCUCCCUCUCCCUCAACUCCUUCUCCUGCGCCCUCCCCUCCUCCUCCCUCCUCCCCUGCUCCUCCCUCACCCACCUCGACCUCUCCCAGAACGAGUUCACGGGGCCCCUCCCCUCCUCCCUAUCCUCUCUCCCUUCCCUCCUCUACCUCGACCUCUCCGCCAACAACUUCUCCGGCCCCGUCCCCCCCUCCUUCUCUCGCUUCCCUUCCCUCCAAUACCUCUCCCUCGUCGGCAACUUCCUCUCCGGCCCCUUCCCCUCCCACCUCUCCGCCCUCUCGCAGCUCCGCGAGCUCAACCUCUCCUACAACCCCUUCUCCCCCUCCCCCCUCCCGGCCUCCCUCUCCAACCUCACC